Spinacia oleracea (spinach) is the source of this 917-nucleotide messenger RNA. RefSeq names its product SKP1-like protein 1A. The coding region runs from base 127 to 654 and encodes 175 amino acids. The record is from RefSeq and is a predicted model, not a curated record. Gene Ontology annotation, biological process: ubiquitin-dependent protein catabolic process. NCBI's taxonomy places the organism in Eukaryota, Viridiplantae, Streptophyta, Magnoliopsida, Caryophyllales, Amaranthaceae. The transcript has a single exon.
ACAAUUACAAUCACAGAACUUCAAAGUUUUUCUCUCCCGUUUUUCUUCCGAUCACAAUUCACAAUUAGGGUUUCGUUUUCCUCUUGUUCUUGCGGUUUUUCUCUGUCCUGAAAUAAAACUACAUCAAUGGCAUCUUCAUCAUCAUCAUCCGCUGAAUCAUCCAAGAAGGUGAUCUUGAAAUCGUCCGACAACGAGGAAUUCAGCGUCGACAACAAUGUCGCAGUACAAUGUCAGACAAUCAAGCUCAUGAUCGAAGAUGAUUGCGCCGACAACGCGAUCCCUCUGCCGAAUGUGACGAGCGCGAUCCUUACUAAAGUAAUUGAAUACUGUAAGAAGCAUGCUGACGCUUCUAAUGCUGCUGGUGGUAGUGCUUCUAAUGCUGCUGGUGGUAGUGGUGGUGGUGGUGGUGGUGAUGAACUGAAGAAGUGGGAUGCAGAGUUUGUUAAUGUUGAUCAGAAAACCCUGUUUGACCUGAUAUUGGCUGCUAACUAUCUGGACAUCAAAAGUCUGCUGGACUUAACCUGUCAAACUGUCGCCGAUAUGAUAAAAAACAAGUCACCGGAGGAGAUCAGGGAGAUCUUCCAUAUCAAGAACGACUACACCCCGGAAGAGGAAGCGGAGGUUAGGAAGGAGAACCAGUGGGCCUUUGAAUGAUUGGUCCAACUUCAUAGACGCCUUCACCAUACACAAUUAAUGCUGUUAGAGUGUUAGAUAUCAAGAAUUCAAGAGUGAGUUCGUUUCUUUUUGCCGCAACUAUUAGUCGCUAUUUUACGUUUUAGAUUGGAAUUAUUUUGUGAUUUUUGUUUUUAGGUUGGAUUUAGUUUUUGAUUUUUGUUUUGGUACUAUUGCUAUCGUCAACUUCAGUUUAUGCACAAUCUUCAGUUUAUUAUAAUGUUAUUUCUGAUUUUGAUUUUUAA